This is a messenger RNA of Phacochoerus africanus (Common warthog), 2511 nucleotides long. RefSeq names its product UDP-glucuronosyltransferase 1A1-like. The record is from RefSeq and is a predicted model, not a curated record. NCBI's taxonomy places the organism in Eukaryota, Metazoa, Chordata, Mammalia, Artiodactyla, Suidae. The coding region runs from base 9 to 1610 and encodes 533 amino acids. The transcript is spliced from 5 exons. Gene Ontology annotation, molecular function: UDP-glycosyltransferase activity.
CAGGCACCAUGACAGUGGGGUCCGGGGGUCUACGACCACUCAUCCUGGGCCUGCUACUGUGUGCGCUUGGCCCCACUGUGUCCUGGGGCGGGAAGCUCUUGGUGAUCCCGGUUGAUGGCAGCCACUGGCUGAGCAUGGUGGGCGUCAUCCAGCAGCUGCAACAGAAGGGACACGACACAGUGGUCGUAGCGCCUGACGCCUCCAUGUACAUUAAAGAAGGAGCAUUUUACACCUUGAAGACGUACCCCGUGCCGUUCCAAAAGGAGGACCUGCGAGAGGCUUUUAUCAGCCUGGGGCAUACCAUUUUUGAGAAUGAUCCUUUCCUGCAACGCAUGCUCAAAAUAUAUAAGAAAGUCAAAAAGGACUCGGCUCUGCUUUUGUCCGCCUGCUCCCACUUACUGCACAACAAGGAGCUCAUGGCCUCCCUGGCAGCAAGCAGCUUCGAUGCCGUGUUCACAGACCCUUUCCUUCCCUGUGGCCCCAUCGUGGCCCAGUACCUGGGUCUGCCUGCCGUGUUCUUCCUGAAUGGAUUGCCUUGCCAACUGGACUUUCAGGGUACCCAGUGCCCCAACCCACUGUCCUAUGUGCCCAGGCCUCUGUCCGGUAACUCGGAUCACAUGACCUUCCUGGAGCGGGUGAAGAACAUGCUUGUUGCCUUGUCAGAGGGCUUCCUCUGCAGUGUGGUUUACUCCCCGUAUGCGCCCCUUGCCUCGGAAGUCCUUCAGAGAGACGUGACUGUCCAGGACCUUAUGAGCUCUGCUUCUGUCUGGCUGAUCAGAAAUGACUUUGUGAAUAAUUACCCGAGGCCCAUCAUGCCCAAUACAGUGUUUAUUGGUGGGAUCAACUGCGCUAGCAGAACCCCACUAUCCCAGGAAUUUGAAGCCUAUGUAAAUGCGUCUGGAGAACAUGGAAUUGUGGUUUUCUCUUUGGGGUCAAUGGUCUCAGAGAUUCCGGAGCAGAAAGCUAUGGAAAUUGCUGAUGCUUUGGGCAAAAUACCUCAGACAGUCCUCUGGCGCUACACUGGGACUGCACCACCGAAUCUUGCCAAGAAUACAAAACUCGUCAAGUGGCUGCCCCAAAAUGAUCUGCUUGGUCACCCAAAGGCUCGUGCCUUUAUCACGCAUUCCGGCUCCCAUGGUAUUUAUGAAGGAAUAUGCAAUGGUGUUCCCAUGGUGAUGAUGCCCUUGUUUGGGGAUCAGAUGGAUAAUGCCAAGCGCAUGGAGACCCGGGGAGCUGGAGUGACCUUGAACGUCCUGGAGAUGACUUCUAAAGAUUUGGAAAAUGCCCUGAAUACUGUCAUCAAAGACAAAAGCUAUAAGGAAAACAUCAUGCGCCUCUCCAGCCUUCACAAGGACCGCCCCAUUGAGCCUCUAGACCUGGCUGUCUUCUGGGUGGAGUUCGUGAUGAGGCACAAGGGGGCGCCCCAUCUUCGCCCUGCGGCCCACGACCUCACCUGGUACCAGUACCACUCUUUGGAUGUGAUCGGCUUCCUCCUGGCGGUUGGACUGACGGUCGUCUUCAUCGCCUUUAAGUGUUGUGUCUUCGCGUACCGGAAAUGCUUUGGGAAAAAAGGGCGAGUGAAGAAAUCUCACAAAUCCAAGACACACUGAGAGGUUAUAGCCAUGCUAUGUUUACUAAACCUUGCCAUAAAGUGACACCCUCAGAAUGUUUUUAAAAAAUGAAAAUGAUCUAAUUGCUCGCCUAUAUAGAAAGAUAUUUAAAUAUCUUUUCUGCCCCCUCCAAUAUCUUUAAUCUGGACCACACUUGUCAUCUUUCAAAUGACUCGAUAGGAGAGCUGGAUAGGACCCUCUUUCAAUCUGCAAUACCUUUCCUACUUAGAAAUGGGAUCCAUAGCUGCCCCCACCUAGGAUGACAACUCUAACCUCACCUUCUGGCAUCUACAAAUGAUUAUGAUAGAUUCCUUCACCAACAAUGGUGGGUUAGAGGGAGUUCCCACUGUGGUUCAUCAGUAACGAACCCAACUAGUAUCCAUGAGGAUAUGGGUUUGAUCCCUGGCCUCGCUCAGUGGGUUAAGGAUCUGGUAUUGCCAUGACCUGUGGUGUAGGUCACAGAUGCAGUUCAGAUCCUGAAUUGCUGUGGCUGUGGUGUAGACUGGCAGUUGCAGCUCCAAUUCAACCCCUAGCCUGGGAACCUCCAUAUGCCAGGCGUGUGGCUGUAAAAAGGGAAAAAAGAAAAAACAAUUGUUGGUUCUAAAUUAUGAUCAUGCUUCACAGAUAGUACUUUGUGCUUUUAAAGAAGGAAAAGUUUAUUCUGUUUGUGUGCUAUUAUAUGAAUGAACAGUACAGAUUUUCCUGUAUAGUGUGUACUUUGUGCCUUCGAGGGGAAAGAAUGAUGUGUAAAAUCGGUGGGUGCUGUGUCUAAAUCGAUAAUCAUUGCUUGUACCCAAUGGGUCUGAAUUUGAAAAAAGCCCAAAGUAUACUGUCUGGCAAAUAUGUUUUCUAUGAUGUUUCCCAUAAUUAAAAACAUAUUAAUAAAUUCAUAUAAAUUAUA